AUGCCACGAUUAACAGUAUUAACUUUAGCCAGUGGCAUUUUGACUAUAGCAGCUGCACAGUCGUCCACCACCAGCGGUGUAACAUCGUUCUUCUUUCCUCUGGCAGACCAGCAACCACUGGUAGCAUCAGUCGUUGCAGCAGAUUCUACUGCCAACACGCUCGUCGUGCAAUGCGUGUCUGACCUCGGCGACCUCGAAUGUGGCUUCCCUGCACCUAUCACCAUUACCGCAGGCCCCAGCACUCUCCAUGUGAACCCAACAGGCAUAUACCAAGCUCUCGGUGAGCUAGACUGCCAGCUCACAGGGACUCCGGACGCAGUUUGCGCUAUAACUGCGCCAAUUUACGAUCCCGAAUAUUUGGCGAUGGUGGCGGAUGAGGAUUUUCCGACUGAGCCUGCGACUAGCAGCUCAACCACGACGGUGUCUGGGCUUGAACUUCAAAUCACCGAUUACUAUGUUACUGUCACCAUCACGGCUGGGGAGUUGGGCCUGCUUGACACGUCGACCAGUCCAACUGCAACGGGAAGUACGAACGGAACUGAAAGCACAUCAGGAACUGCGAGCAGAACUAGCAGAAGCAUCACUACCGGAAGUGCAACAGGCUCCUCGUCUGCAGGACCGGCUUCUGCAACUGGUAAUAUUGCUGCUAGGUUGUCUGGAGUUAUGUUUUCAGGUGUCGCGGCGGGUAUGAUGGUGGUGCCUCUGUUUCUGUUAUAG
Lithohypha guttulata is the source of this 717-nucleotide messenger RNA. RefSeq lists its product as uncharacterized. The record is from RefSeq and is a predicted model, not a curated record. The transcript has 2 exons. Bases 1 to 717 code for a protein of 238 amino acids. Lineage: Eukaryota; Fungi; Ascomycota; Eurotiomycetes; Chaetothyriales; Trichomeriaceae.